GAAAAGUGGUGAGUCUUAUAAACACAAUCAUCCCUGGUCAAUGUUGCAGUUCGUAAAUAUUCAGUUUUUUAGGUUCAGUUAUGGUUUGUUGUCGUGCAGUGGAGAAGCUGUCCCGGACCUGGUUUGCUUUAAUUCUAGCAUGCAUAUGCUAACAUGCUAGCAGUAACACCAGCUUCAGCGAUGGCUGCCAUCUACUCGGGUAUCCAUCUGAAACUGAAGAGUCCUCAGACUCCAUGGGAGGAUAAGUUAAAGCUUGCACGUUUUGCCUGGAUCUCUACUCAGUGCCUUCUGCCCAACAAGGAACAGGUGCUGUUGGACUGGUGCACACAUGCUCUGACAGGCUGGUACAAUAAGAAGGUUGAGUUUCCUGAGAAAGUUCUGGAGGGACUGUGGUGUUACCUCGAUGAUCUGCUUCACAGCCGCAAGCUCCACUCUCUUCUCAAGCAGGGCAAGGCUAUCAGCCUGAGGCUCAACAUGGCACAGUUGCUGCUUGACCGUCUCCAGGAGUGUACAUGUGUUGUCUCCAAGUCACCAGUGUGUGUCUCCACCAUACUGAGUGUGUGUCAGGGCCUUCUCUCUGCUCCGGCACUCUCAUCUGUUUUCACCACAAAGUAUGAACUCAUGGUCGACCUUUUGGCUAAGUUCUGCUUUUUGGCCUGUCGUGAGCUACAGCAGCCAUCGUCCACUGAACCUUUAAAGGCUGAGUCUGUCACAUGUCAGGAUGAGGAGAUGGCUGAGGGUCUGGGCAGUUCCCAGAUUGAGCUGAUCACAGAAACCCCUUCAGAUCAGAAACAGUUACAAUGUACUACCAAGCCAAUAGAGAACCUCCGCUCUGCUAAUCUAUUUGAGGUGUUGCUUCAGGUCUUAUCUUGUUAUUUGUCAGUUCAGCGACAACAAGCCAAUCCUAACAGAGUAUUCACCAUGGUAACCAACCAGCUGAUGCAGCCAUUAGUCCUGCUCAGACACCUGCUGACCUCAGGGGAGUUUUCAGCCUCUCACACACAUCUGGGUCUCCGCCAGCAGCUGAGUAGAGAUCUCCGUAUGAAGAUAGACUCCAUCCUUCUUUUGGCUCUCUUCCCCUCUGAACACCUUACCUCCUACAAGGAGGAGCUCUUCCCAUCCAAAGAGGAUUCAGGGAAACGUGGCCCCGGAGGAGCAAAAGGCCCUCUGAGGCCAGUCAGUGCAUUACUGCCCAAACUGAGCAGUCAGGGCUACUGUGAGUUUUCUUUACACUACUCAGUGAAGUCAAACACUCUGCCUCUGCUCUUUAAAUUCUUCCUGGAGAGCUAUGGAAAAGGAAGAGGAGACAGUCAGGAAGCGCAGAAUAUGCUGUGUUUCUAUUUCCUCACAAAGCUGGUCCCUGUCUUGGGUGUAGAUCUAAAUGGACAGUUGCUGUCACCUUCUAAAGCCAAGCAGCCGGAGCAGAAAUCCCUCCCAGCCUCACCCUGUUCCCCAGAGAGCUGGAGUCUGGCUCUGCUGGCUGUGGAGUCCCUGCUGAGCCAGGCUCUCUCUGUGGAUAUUUACAAUGUAGCAGCAGACAGAAUCCGACAUGGAGAGGUCCAGCUGAACUUUUACAGAGCCCUGUGUCAAACGCUCUUCAACCAGGCCCAGCCGCGCAUCCCAGCAUGGUACCGCUGUUUAAAGGUGCUAUUGAGUCUCAACCAUCUGAUUCUGGAGCCAGACCUGGACCAGCUGUUAUCCUCAGCCUGGGUUAACUCCGAAUGCAUGGAAGCACGAGUGCAACGAGCCAGACAGCUCCUGGUGUGCAGCCUCCUUGAGACUUACACCAAGCUCCGUCAGCUGCCUCGCCUCUUCUCCGAGCUCCUCUCUGUGAUCCAUCAGCCCGCCCUGGACGCCCUCCGCCCUACCCUGUUGUCUGAGGGCAUCUCUGCCUCCCUCAGGACUUGUCUUCUGGACACUCCCCCUUCACAGAGCCUCGAGAUCUGCUCAUUGGUGUUGGAGAGCAUCAGGAGAUAUAUUCUGCCUGACCUGGAGAAGGAGGACAGUGAAGCAGAGAAGAUGGAGGUGGAUGGGGGAUGUGAGGGUCAGAAGAUGAACCAGGAAAAGGAGGAUGCAUCUCUGAAGCUGAUCUCGCUCAGCCAGCUGCUUCAUGUCAUCAUGUUUAGUCUGAAGACUCUCGAUAACACCUCCCCUCUUCCUGUUGUGAAGAAGAGUCAGGGGCUGAUGGAGGAGAUGCAACAGAAUGUGAAUGAGCUGCUACAUCUUUUGUCAAAAGAGAAAAAGGGUACAAAAACAAACUUAAAUGUAGUUCAGAAGACCCCAAAGAAAGGCAAAAAGAACCAAAGAGAGUCUGAGAAGGUUGCAGAGUCUAAAAUAGUGGCAUCGUGGGAACAGAAGACCCAGGAGGCUGCUCUCCUCCUCAGAUACACCUGGGUGGAAGUGGACACACUUUUCUCUAUCUACUGUAGCAAAUAUAAAACCCUUGACUCAGCUCAAACACUGGCUCCAGGUGAGAAUGAAGCCCUAGAUUCAGCCUUGAAACCAACAGAGAGUCUUCUAUCUGGGGUGAUUUCUCCUGCACGUCUUGAAUCAUCCUGCAGUCCCACGAGCCGUCUGCUCUUCAAACUCCUCACUUUGCAACAGAUGAAAAGAGUUCUCCUAGAUCUCUCCUUGCUGUCUGAACCCAGAACUGCUGCUCUGCUAAACAAAGCUGCUCAGUUUAUUUUAGCUAAAUCCGAGUUGGAGGCGGGUCAGAGUGGAGAGCAGGUGUGGGAUGGGCAGAUAGGGGGUCUGAACGCAUGCUCCUACCCUGCUGCACACUGGUACUUUGUCACGUCUAACUUGCCUGUGAUAGCUCCCUAUCUGGAUACAGAAGACGUGGGCUGCAUGGCGGAUGUGCUUGUCAGUUCUCUCCUCAGCAGAGAGACAGAUGGAAGGAAGGACCCACGGCCCGGCUGUCUGGCCUUCUCCCUCAUUUCUUCUCAGCUUCUCGAGAGCACUGUUAUCACCGAGUUGCCUUCACUGUUCUCUGCCACGGUCACAUCCCUCAUGCAGAGGAUUAUUGGAGUUCUCAAGGCAGGACAUGUACCCAAGGUUAGUCUGGUGUUCUUGAAGUCAAAGGAGAAAGGAAGUCUGUCCAUGCUUGUGAAAAAAGAAGCUUUGGUUGAGGAUAUUUUGGCUAACUCAGAGUCCGGAGAGAUGCUUGUUUUGCUGACUGACACACAAAGGGAUGAGCUGGUAAACAUGCUCCAGAUCUUAACUAGACUAAACCCAGAUGGGAUGAACUCUGAGGAUCUCUCCUCUGUGUUCUUCCUCCUCCUCUUCAUGCUCACCUCCACCUCAAAGCAGGCGGAUCAGAAUGCUGUGGACCCUCUUGAACCUGGAGAUGCUCUUUUUCUAGUCAAACUGCUGAGCCUUAUGACUUGCCUCCUUGAGGGCAGAAAUUUCGAAAGCAUUUUGAAACUAAUCCAUGGUGGCACUCUGCUGCAAGCCGCUGUGUCCUCUCUUCUUUGGCAGAGCAACAACGGAAGAUUUAGAACCACAAGCAGCUCUGAUUGGUUGGAGUUUAUUAAAGCAGUGCAGAGCUUUGUGAGAAGCUUGGUCCAGUUGAUUAUCACAAGAAACAGCAGCGUCCGACUCAACCUGGAUCAGUUUGCCUCCUAUCUUACACAAAUUUCAAGCAAGCAAACAGCUGCUGAGUCAGGUAAACCAGAUCCAGCAUCUGUAUUGUCUGUCCAUCUCCAGCUGGCCUUGCUCACCUCCUUCUCCCAAGUGAUGACUUCUAACCUGGGCAGGAGUAAACCAAUGGAUCAAACUUUGACUCAGAUGCUAACAAGAAUGACCACAGUACUGGGACCAGCCGUUGAGUCUGUGUUGAAACCUCAGACCGUCAGUCAGUCGGCCUCCCAGCCGGUCAGCGCCCUCGGUCAGGCUUUCAUAGUUGAUGUAGUGACCAUCAUGCUGCAGAGUGAGCUUUCUGCACUUUCAGUGGAGGGAGAGGAGCAGCCCACCAUAAGUCACAUGUGUCUCUAUCGGAGCUUCUGCCAGCAGAUCCUCAAAGAGAUAAGUUCUGCUCACAGGCCCAUGGACUUCCUGGUUUCCUCUCUCCAUUUCCUGUCGGCUUUCUACACAGCAGCGAAGACGACCGUGGUGGAGGGAGAGGAGGAGAGAAAAAAGGAGUUGGAUGAGCUGUACAUGCAAAUGCUGCAGACUAUUUACAAGCUGUUAACAGCAUCUUGGCUGUCCUCAGAUGAUGUUUGUGAGCUGGAGCCCACUGUACAGGAGCUGCUGCGCCACCUGGUGGAGAAGAGCACCACAGGCCAGCUGAACCUGCUUCUGCUGCUGAUCAGAGAGGGACUGGACAUCAGCAAGCUGAGGGCAGGAAACUACAGGGAGGUUUUAUCUGCAGUCAUCAUCACUAAGCUGCUGUCCUGUUGUCUGUUACCGGAGCCCUGUUCUAAAGCGCUGUGGCUCGUUACCCCACAGAUUAUAUCUGCUAUGGUGUUCUUGGUGAGAUUCUCCAGUCAGGACAUUUCUGUCACCCUCCCCUUCACUGUUCCUACGGUGACAUCGAUGACAUCACUGCUGCGUCAGGGCGAGGGGCGCAUAACAAACCCUCACCACGUAAUCCUGGUCCUCGGGGCUCUUCAGUCUGUUCCCCUAGACCACUUGACCCCACUCGUCUACCAGUCAGUGUUCCUGGCUGUUCAUGAGGCGCUGUUUGCCAUCAUCCAGUGUCAUCCUCAGGUGAUGUUGACCGCAGCUCCAUCGUUUUUAAACAUCUUCCAUCGCCUGCUGGCAUCCAUCAUGCAGGAGGGUCGACAGAGAGGAGACAGUGACACAGGACCAGACAGCGCCGUGUAUCUGCAGUGCUCCAGAUUGAUAGAGAGGAUGUACUCUCACAUCACUGCCAUGUCUGAGAGCUUCACCACACUGUCAGCCUUCAUGGUGGCUCAGUACGUCACAGAGCUGCAGAAGGUUACUCUGCGGCCUGACAUCAAACAGCAUCUGACAGAGGGGAUCUAUCGGAUACUGGACCUGUGCAUGGAGCAGGAUAUCAAGUUUCUGACUACCGGACUGCAGAUGGGAGUGAGGGAGGUGUUCAAUGAGCUGUACAGCAGUUACACGCACUACCACAAAGCUCAGAGGCAGGGAGAGGACAAGUACACCGUUUGAACUGCUACGACGAGCACUGUCCACCUUCACCAUAGUUUUCAAUUGAAAUGGACAUUUUGCUAUGAAAAGACUGUUUAAAUGUGAUUUCUUAUCUGGAUAUUGGAGACUUGAGGUCACACAGCAACAAACUGCCACUUCAUCAUUUUGAGUUUAAUAAAUCAAGCUGUAAAUAGUUCAAAGGAUGAAGACAAUGUUGGCUUGAAUAGGAUUUGAACUAGGAUUAUAGGUAGUAAAAACUAAGUGGCCAUGCUUGAUAAGCAUAUAUAAAUUGUAUUUACAGUAACUCUUUGAUAUUUGUUGUCUGUAAAUAUAAAACUGUCUUCAGCUGAAUGACUGUGGUCACACCCUUCAGGAUAGACAUUCAGCUCCUGGCUGACUGGAGCUGUUUGUCAGGAGGCAAAAAGACUUCAGGGACCUAAGGAUGAAGUGUCAGCGCCUCAUUUGAUUUAAAGAAUGUGCUUCACAAAUUGCUAAAGAAAUAUGGAUAUUUUGUAUGUGUGAAAUAUAUUUUGAUUUUUA
Molecule: messenger RNA, 5655 nt
Organism: Notolabrus celidotus (New Zealand spotty)
Lineage: Eukaryota; Metazoa; Chordata; Actinopteri; Labriformes; Labridae
Gene: urb2
Product: URB2 ribosome biogenesis homolog
Exons: 12
Coding region: 154-5136 (1660 amino acids)
Biological process (GO): ribosome biogenesis
Cellular component (GO): nucleolus
Source: RefSeq, a predicted model, not a curated record